AUGACGCAAACACGUUGUCGUGAUUAUCAACGAGCUCAAUGCGUUGCGUUGAGUAAAGUCAAUAUGAGUUGUCGUACAAUUAGCACUUUCGUUGGUAUUUCAAAAUCAUCUGUUCAACGUGCUUUAAAACGAUAUGAAGAAACAGGUGAAUUUCAAGAUCGACCACGUGCCGGUAGACCAAAAAAACUAAAUGAACGAAAUAUGCGUAUGUUAAAGCACUUAGUACAAAAAGGUGAACGAUAUUCGGGAGGUGAAAUAACUAUCAAGUUGAAUGACACGUUAAACAGUCCAGUUACUUCAAGAACAGUUAUUAAUUAUUUGCAUCAAUGUGGAUAUGAAUAUAAAACUCAAAUAACAAAACCAUUUCUUAAUAAGAAUGAUAAAAAAAAUAGACUUAAUUACGAUGAAACAUGCUUUUACGUAAUAAAACGUAAAAAUGAAACAAAAAUAUGGCGUACAAAAGAUGAACGUUGGAAAGAAGGUUGUAUGCAUGUGGCAGCUGCAGGUGGUGGUGGUCGUGUAAAUUUUUAUGGUACUAGCACUUCUGAAAGAUCUGGCUGUUUUCGAAUCUACAAUGAAAAUACUAAUAGUGAUGUUUAUUGUAAAAUUUUAAAUAAUUAUUUAAUUCCAACAGUUCAAUUAUAUCAAAUGGAAAAUAAUUAUUUUUACCAACAUGACAAUUUCAGAUAUCAUCUAUCGAAACAAACUCAAAUGGAAUUUCAUGAAUUAGGUGUUAAAGUAUUAAAAUGGCUCAAUAAAAGCCCGGAUCUUAAUCCCAUUGAGUCAGUAUGGACCGUUAUAAAUAAUAAAUUAAAAUCUACGCCACUCUCGUCGGUAAAAGAAUUAACUGAAGCUUUAUCAAAGGCAUGGUUAUCAAUAACACCACAAUUAUGUCAACAACUUGUAUUUUCAAUGCCACGUCGAAUUCUGAAAUGUAUUGCAGUUAACGGUAAAUGUAUAGACUAUUGA
Messenger RNA from Rotaria sp. Silwood2, 969 nucleotides. The record is from the annotation of a GenBank genome assembly. NCBI's taxonomy places the organism in Eukaryota, Metazoa, Rotifera, Eurotatoria, Philodinida, Philodinidae.